Sarcophilus harrisii (Tasmanian devil) is the source of this 1168-nucleotide messenger RNA. RefSeq names its product polypeptide N-acetylgalactosaminyltransferase like 6. Gene Ontology annotation, cellular component: Golgi apparatus. Bases 5 to 877 code for a protein of 290 amino acids. Lineage: Eukaryota; Metazoa; Chordata; Mammalia; Dasyuromorphia; Dasyuridae. The transcript is spliced from 6 exons. The record is from RefSeq and is a predicted model, not a curated record.
UGUUAUGGCUGGAGGGCUCUUUGCUGUUGACCGAAAGUGGUUUUGGGAAUUGGGUGGCUAUGAUCCAGGCUUAGAAAUCUGGGGAGGAGAACAGUAUGAAAUAUCUUUCAAGGUUUGGAUGUGUGGAGGAGGAAUGUUUGACGUUCCAUGUUCUAGAGUUGGUCAUAUCUACAGGAAGUACGUCCCUUAUAAAGUUCCAUCUGGGACCAGCUUGGCAAGAAACCUAAAACGUGUAGCAGAGACCUGGAUGGAUGAAUUUGCGGAGUACAUUUACCAGCGACGACCUGAGUACAGACAUCUUUCCACUGGUGACAUCUCUGCCCAGAAGGAGCUCCGGAAACACCUCAAGUGCAAGGACUUCAAGUGGUUCAUGGCGGCUGUGGCCUGGGAUGUCCCCAAGUACUACCCCCCAGUGGAGCCCCCACCAGCUGCCUGGGGGGAGAUUCGAAAUGUGGCUGCCAACCUCUGUGUAGACAGCAAACAUGGUGCCACAGGAACGGAGCUGAGGCUGGAUAUCUGCGUAAAGGAUGGCUCUGAAAGGACAUGGUCCCAUGAACAGCUAUUCACCUUUGGCUGGCGAGAAGAUGUGCGUCCUGGAGAACCACUCCAUACCCGAAAGUUUUGCUUUGAUGCCAUUUCCCACAGUAGCCCUGUGACCCUCUAUGACUGUCAUGGCAUGAAGGGGAACCAGCACUGGGGCUAUCGGAAGGACAAAACUUUAUUCCAUCCAGUGAGCAACAGCUGCAUUGAUUGCAACCCAUCAGAGAAAAAGAUUUUCAUGAACAGAUGUGACCCUCUCUCGGAGACUCAGCAGUGGAUUUUUGAACACAUUAACAUGACUAUUUUAGAAAAAGUGAACAGCAACAUCAGCUCCUAGAAAGAAAGGAGGACAAAAGGGACAAUGACAUGCAGAUUGCAAAUGAAAUUUCGGCCAGCGGCAUCUGGGUCGAAGGAGUCAGGAAUUAAAUUUCCUAGAUCCAGGAAGCUUGUUUAAAGGAUUAAGGAGAUGCCAUGGCAGAGCCCAGUAAGCUGCCACCAUGGACUUCCUGCAUCUGAACAACUUGGCUGAGAACCUCACCAGCUGCUUCGGAGAACCACAGACUGGCAUUUCCCUUGCUGGUCAAGGGCAAACUUUAUUAAGGACUUUUCAAAACAACUUCUGAGUUAA